AUGGAAAGAACAAGAUAUGCAUAUGAAAAGUACCGUGAAGUUAGAAGUCAAAUUACAUCUGGUCGAACCUUUACAGUAAACUUUGACGAAGGAAAGAACAAAGAAGGCUUCAUGGGAGUACUUGCUGCCAUACAAGACGGAAAUAAGAAAGGAUACAAUCUCAGACUAACCGUAACAGAUUUGGACGGUCAUAUAUACUAUGCACAUGGCAAUGUCACAACAGCUGCAAUGCUUCUUGACGCUUUCAAGACUACAAAGAGAGAACAAAUGGUUGACUCCGACUCAGACAUUUUGAAUGCAAUUGAAGGAAUUGCAAGUGUAAAAUUUGAAUGGUACCAACCUAACCCUCAAGCAGUCAGACAACAUGCUGGAUACUUCCCGUUCAUAAAUAAGUCUGACAUUGACUUGACAAGGUAUGGAAUUUACAAUUCAAUUGAAACAAUUGUCAAUGAACCUUGUAUUCUUACAUGUCUCAGGAACUCUGGUCUUGUUACAGAUGAGAAGAUGAAGUAUCUUGAGUCAUGUGUGAAGACAAGGUACAUUCUCAGAGGUCAAUUGGCAAAAGUUGCACCGUUGGCAAAUGUCAAUAUCCGAGUCAACAUACCUACAGCUAAAGGUUCUUCACAUGACGACUAUGUUGUUGACAAAGACUUACCAUGGUUGAAGAUUGUAAUUGUCCACAACCACUUCAUGUUGAACGAAAGUCUUACAAACCCAUUGUUCGGAAAAGGCAAGUGCAACAUUGUCAGAGCUGUAAACAUUCUUUUCGAGAAAGGUUUGUUGGAACCAAUUCCAGAUGACAAGCUGACAGAAACUUUUGUACCAAAAGACGAAACAAACUUUUCAUUGUUAGCAAGACCAAAAGUUGUUCCAGACAAAGUUCUAGCACAAAAGAAGUACACAGUUCCAAAAGGAGUUGGAUUGUUCGGAUACCAACCUGAACCAGAAGAACUUCCAAUGAGGUUGCAAGAACUUCAAGAUGCUAUAAACAAACUUCCAUUGAGACAUCCAAUUGACGUCAAAUUGUAUUGGAGAGCAUCUGAGUUAGGUCAGAAG
Molecule: messenger RNA, 1056 nt
Organism: Trichomonas vaginalis G3
Lineage: Eukaryota; Parabasalia; Trichomonadida; Trichomonadidae
Exons: 1
Source: RefSeq, a predicted model, not a curated record